CACAGAAUAGCCAUCAAAACUGGCCAAUCUGAUUCGCUUAUUUUGAAAGAGAGGCAAAUCUGCAAAAUUGGAAUUUAAACUUUCGCGCAAUAAAAAAAAUAAUAAACCUUGCUUAAUAACAACAGCGGUAGUGAUUCUAAAAAAAAUGAAUUCAACAUUCCCUAUUUUAUUUAAUUCAAAGUUAAUUUUUGAAGAUAAAAAUGUUAUUCAAUUGCGAGCAUCAAUUAAAUCAGAAGAUGAAGCGAACCAAUGGGUAGAAGAAUAUGGACAUAAAACGCACACUAGAUGGCUAAAGUCAUACAAGCUGAAUGAACCUACAAGGCUUGUGGCACAUAGAAAAUAUCAAUGUCAACAUUCAAAACUAAAUAAAGAAAUUAAAUCAAGGAAAAACACAUACUGUGUAGCUGAAAUUGAUAUCAAAAUCAAAAAAGUAAAUGCAAAUACUAAGAAAAAUGAUCAAUAUCUAAAAGAAGAACCUCCCCUUAGUGGAGUUAUAGUAGUUCAUAAAAACCAUAACCAUAACAUUGAAUGUGCAGAUUCGAUGAAAUACUUACCAGUGUCAUCAGUUACAAAAAAACUUUUUUAUAACUAUUUUAACAGUGGAUUAAGUCCAGCUCAAGCAAAACGUAUACACACAGAUAACUUUAUUUAUCAUGAAAAUGGCUCCUUUCUUUUGGCAGAUGCCUCACUUAAUCCUUCAUCACGUACAAUUUAUUAUUUAUACAAUUUAUGGCAAGAAAAACAUUUUGCUCUUAAAAAUCCUUUAGAGAUGUUAAAGAAUAAAAGAAAUGUAUACUUAGAAUCAGGAGCGUUGGUGACAGUUAUUGAAGAAGAUCUGAAAUGGUCUGUACUAGUGAUCACUGAAGUGAUGCAAAGGAAUCAACUAAGAAAAUCUUCUUCCGAAAUUGUGUUUGUAGAUACUACCUCAUCUUGUGAUAUCUCACAAACAAAUGUUACAAUUGUGUCUACAUCAAGUUCCGCAGGAUGUAUCCCUAUUGCUAUUCUAUUUCAUGCUAAUAAAACUGAAGAGAAUUAUGAGCAAGCAUUCAAACUUCUUAAAUUAGAAUGCCCAAGAUGUUUUGGAGGAUCUGAGGAGCCCCAAGUUUUUAUGCUGGAUGACUCAAGUGAAGAAAAAAAUGCACUAAGUUCUGUAUGGCCAACAGCAACAAUGUUAUUAUGUUAUUUUCAUGUAUUACAAGCACAAUGGCGUUGGUUGCUUAAAAAAGCUGCAAAAACUGAUCGUCAAAAACUUUACCAUUUGUUUAAAAAUAUUAUGUAUGCUGAUACAAGCGAAAAACUUGACUUAUCGUUACACCAAUUAAAAAAGAAAGUUUGA
Molecule: messenger RNA, 1336 nt
Organism: Hydra vulgaris (swiftwater hydra)
Lineage: Eukaryota; Metazoa; Cnidaria; Hydrozoa; Anthoathecata; Hydridae
Source: RefSeq, a predicted model, not a curated record